CUAUUUAUUUAUUGAAAAAAAAAAAAAAAAAAAAGCCACUAAACAUGAAAUGCAUGAUGGCAACACUUAAACUGCAUGGGCAAAUUCGGAGCAGCUUUUUGUUAGUUACCAUUCAUUUUGUUAGUUAUCACAUACUUUUUGUGUUUCCAUUCAUGCAUUUGAAACCUGCACCUCCUCCAGCGCUAUGGUUAGCAAAAAAAACCCCUCACCAAGCGCUUAUAUAAAGCUAUGCAGGUUGUGGAGAAACAGUACAAGAUAUUUCAAUUAUGGCAAUUCAUUAUUCAAGAAUUGUGCUCCUUGUUUUCCUAUUUGCAACCUUCAGCAUUUCAUGUUUCACUGCCAUUGUUUCAGAAGCUAAAACCAAACCUCCAAAAUUCAUUAUCAAUCUAGUCAACCGCAAUUCUAUACACUUCCCAUUUCAUAACCACCAACCCAGUAUAGAAGAUAAGGCGAAAUUCAUUUUUGAAAAUUCGCUUGUACGCUUUGGUGGUGAUACAUACAAAACUGAUGUGAUUGGUACAGAAAACACCGGCUUAUUUCUCGUACGUUUUUACAUAGGCAACCCAGCUAUUACACAGCUAGCCAUCAUGGACACAGGGAGUAGCUUGCCAUGGGUACAGUGCUCCCCAACUGAGUAUAUUUCUCAACACAGUCCAAUUCCAUUGCUAGAUCCUCUAAAGUCAUCCACAUAUGCUAGUAUUCCCUGCGAAUCAAACUCCUGUCAGUAUUUUCCUGAUCGUACUUGUAUCAAGAACCAGUGCUAUUAUAACAUGACAUAUGUCAAUGCUCAAUCAUCAAUAGGAAAUGCAGCUACUGAGCAGUUCAUCUUUGAAUCUUUGGAUGAAGGUAUGGUUGUUGUUUCCCAAGUAAUGUUUGGUUGCAGUGCUAUUGUCCAAAAAUAUAUUAAGAAUGGUAUCAACGGUGUCUUUGGCCUUGGACCAGAAAAUAUUUCUAUGGCAAGGCAACUAGGGAACAAAUUCUCCUAUUGCAUUGGUGAUGUUUUUGAUCCUAACUACAUUUAUAACCAGUUGAUCUUAGGAGACGGAGCAAACAUGGAUGGCUAUGCAACACCCUUGGGAAUGAGUGAAGCCCAUUACUACCUAAAUCUACAAGGAAUAGACAUCGGGCUUAAUGAGCUUGAUAUUGAUGAGGGUGUGUUCAGGAGAAACGUAACAGAUCAAAGCAAGCUGACUGGAGUAAUCAUAGACUCGGGAACUCCCGCCACUUGGCUGGUUGACCAAGCCUAUGAUAGGUUUAGGAAUGAAGUGAGGCGUACAUUGGCUCGUUUAGUCCUAGAAGACAUGGGUGAAUGUGUAUAUUGUUUUUGCUUUAAGGGAAACAUGACUCAAGAACUACAGGGCUUUCCAGAUGUGAUCUACCACUUUAGUGACGGAGCUGAUUUGCAAGUGGGGUUUAAUGGUAUAUUUUAUCAACAUAAUUCAUCUAUAUUCUGCAUGGCUGUUUUUCCAAGCUCUCAGCUAUCAAAAGAGCAUUUUCGAUAUGUCACCAUCAUAGGCGUGAUGGCUCAGCAAAAUUAUAACGUGGGUUAUGAUUUGCUUGCCAAAAAAUUAUAUUUUCAAUCUAUUGAUUGUGAAAUUUACGUUGAUUAGCUCUAAUUUGAUGUUUUAGUAGGUGUUUUAAUUUUCAGUUAAGUUUUUUUUUUUAAUGUUUUCUAUGUUAAGAGUGUCAAAUGUAUUUUGGUCUUUUAUAUCUAUAUAUAAUUUAAUAAAGAUAUUUCUACCUUAAA
This is a messenger RNA of Hevea brasiliensis (rubber tree), 1747 nucleotides long. Its product is annotated as aspartyl protease UND-like. The record is from RefSeq and is a predicted model, not a curated record. Bases 267 to 1610 code for a protein of 447 amino acids. The transcript has a single exon. Gene Ontology annotation, cellular component: extracellular region. Lineage: Eukaryota; Viridiplantae; Streptophyta; Magnoliopsida; Malpighiales; Euphorbiaceae.